This is a messenger RNA of Lytechinus pictus (painted urchin), 6238 nucleotides long. Its product is annotated as neuropeptide Y receptor type 6-like. NCBI's taxonomy places the organism in Eukaryota, Metazoa, Echinodermata, Echinoidea, Temnopleuroida, Toxopneustidae. The transcript has a single exon. Gene Ontology annotation, molecular function: neuropeptide receptor activity. Bases 84 to 1241 code for a protein of 385 amino acids. The record is from RefSeq and is a predicted model, not a curated record. Gene Ontology annotation, biological process: G protein-coupled receptor signaling pathway. Gene Ontology annotation, cellular component: plasma membrane.
UCCUUCAAACGAACCUGACCCAUAGUAUUGGCACGCUGAUGACAAAUUUCUUCUGUAUGCAUUUCUAAAUAAGAAUAAUUACCAUGGCAACCACACCUGGAUUCACCUCUACAGAGCACGUGAAUGUUAAUGAGAAUAACGAAACGGACUCAUGCAGUUGGCUAGUAAAAAUAGAAGACCGCGAAUACAACUACCCUUCUAGAAACUUGUAUCAUGUCUCAAUCCUGUGUUGCGUUACGCUGUUCGGAAUCGCUGCUAAUGGAUCGCUUAUUUUCAUCGUAUUAAAGAACCGACAUCUCCGGAAGACACAGAAUAUCUUAUUCGUCAAUCUCAUGAUCGGUGAUCUCGUGUGUCUGCUUGUCAAUGUCCCCAUCGCCAUCGAGUUCGAGAUCAUGCAGUCCAACUCGAACGUAUCCGGCAACUUCAUAUGCAAAUUCAGAAACUUCUCCAUGAUCAUGAGUGCGUGCCUCGUCGUUUACUCGUUGGUGGCGCUCUCAAUCGAACGCUAUCAGAAAAUUGCCGAUCCUCUGGGAAGAAACCGCUGGGGAGAAAGCCGCGCUUGGGGAGCCUUUAGAAGCUGUUCAAGACAUUCAAAUGUAUUGAUUGUUUUAGUGAUCUGGGCUUGUUCUUUCGCUGUUGCUGCUCCUAUUCUAGUUUUAGCCAAAGAAAAAAACAACAGAUGUUCAUGGAUUCCUCAUCACACGUACCAAGCAAAAAUAUUCAAAAUGUUUCGGGUCAUGGCGACAUUUGUCAUUCCUUUUAUCAUAAUCGCAACGGUACACAUCAUUAUUGCAUGUACACUAUUAAGAAGCAUCCAUGAUCCCAUCGUGAAGGAUUCUCAAAUACGUCGCUCUUUGAACGGUAACGGUCGUCACAACAGUCAGAAGCGGUUAAGGGAUCCCCGUACUACAUCUCGCGUCAAGAUCGUAAUAGUAGUAACGCUUCUUUCCACAAUGUUCUUUCUUGCACAAUUGCCAAUCACCAUUUUCAACAUGUUAUUCGAGUUUCAUUUUUGUCUGCUCUGGCUGAAAUCUUUUAUCGUAUUUUACCGCUGGUCAACCACUCCGUUUUACGUUUUGUGUUGUUUCAACCCGGUAAUGAUGUACAUCUUAAGCUCCCGUUUCAGGAAGCAGCUUAUGCUUGACUGCUGCUUUCCGUGUAGGUCCCCUAUUUUGCACAGAAUGUCAAUGAGCACACGGACAACAGAAAACGUGCCGCUUGAUAAUCAUACUGUAAAGUGAAGUGUUGACGGUUUGCUUCUCGCGGAAUGGGCGAUAGUUUCCUAGCCUAUAAUAACAAAACCUGAAGUUUUAGUCGGAAAGAAGCGACAAAAAAAAAUCGAGGUUCGCAGUGCAACGUGGUGGAGAGCACCCAUGUGGGUCAAUUCGACCAUGGACCUACUACUUUGUCAGAGUAUUACUUAGGUCCAUGAUUCGACAAACGCGGAGACUCUUCCUGCCAGAAGACUUUCGUGGUAUGGUGGUACGCUAUAUUGCAAAACGAAGUAUCUAUGGUGGAUAUCUUGAUAAAAAUAAUGAACGCUUACUUUAUACAGCUCAGAAGAUUCCUCAGUGACCUAAAUGUUAUCAGUUCUAAUUACUACACUAGCUGAAACGGGGAUUUUUAUUUUGAAUCCUGAACAAUUCAGAAUCGAGACCUUUGAGAACUAUGGGAACGGCAAGUCAUCAUAGAAAAGUCAAAUUUUCCCAUCGGUUAUUGUAUAAUUUAUGAUUCUGUACCUUUACAGUACUUAGAGUUACUCCCGGCGUAAUGUGUUGCAUAUUGAUUACAAUAUAAUUUACACUGCACCACACUCCGGUGUCGUUAAUGAUGUGAACAUCGGAGAUCUACUAGUAUCCCUUCCGGUCCAUGCUUCCAUAGAGGUGGAUCCCUGUCGUGAAGGAAUCGGGUUUACGGGCUUUGACCAAGGGGGUACCUUUGAAAUGAACCUCCUUGCUUUGACGUGGCUAAUGGAAUAUCUUUGAGCAACCAAUCAGGAGUUCUCAUUUUAUUUUACAUCGAGUUUUCAAAGUAUACCCAAGGGAUUUUUCAUAAACCGUCAAAGUACGACUUAAGAUGACAUUUAAAUUCCAACUGUCCGAUAACCUAUCAUCACAUAGUCAAGUCGUGCUCAGAGGAUCGACGAGUGAUGCACAGUCGUGUGUUAGAUUACACUUGUAUUAAUGCAUACUUGACAUAAUUAUGUAAAUAACAUUUUGUGAAAUAGUCUGUGGUAAUGUUCGUUAUGUUGCAAUUGUUACCCGAGACAUGGUUAAUAACUGGAAUACAGCCAGCAAAGUGCCCCCCCCCCCCCCAUUAUUGGAAAUUAUUAUUAGUUUCAUCCAUACUUAUCUUGAAAUCGGACGUUCUUUGGUGAAAAUAUAUGUACUUUCCUUGCAUCUGAUGGUUUGAAAUAACCAUAAUUUUCUUCAUCCAAAGCUUUUGAAAACAUCAGAACAUCAAGAAAAAUAAGACAUGAUUGGCAUUACAUCAUGAUCAGGGGCUGCGGAACGGUUCGAGAGGAGAUGCAAAAAUACACUAUCAUAUUUUUUGUACGCUUUUGUUCAUUAUUUCUAAAAAAUAAGAAAUAGUUAAUUUGACAAAAAUUCACUGAAUAACAUUUUUCUACGUUUGUUUCUCUUUAUUUUAUUUUUUUGCGUUCCAAUGUUAUAAUGAUAUCAAGGAAUAUGGAUAGAUCAUGUAUAAAUCUAUGCACCCUGUGCUGACGAAUCUCGUUAAUUGAGCAACACUGACAUUCAAUCAAAAACCACUAAAUCCAGCUGGGAUAUACGCACGUAAAACAAAUGGGGCCAAAUUUUCGUGAUUAUAUUGUACAUAAAAUGAAAAAAAUAUAACUGAUCGAAACUAUUUAUUAUAUGUAAAUUCAUUAGACAACUAAUUAUAUCUGACAGAUUGUAAUUAAAAGGCAUGUGUAUGAUAUUUAAAGUGUUAAUAUGAUGGUGUAUUGUUUGACAUUUGUAUCAUUGAUAUAUGGAGGGAAAUUAAAAGUUUUCCUAUUUUGUGUUUGCUUCUUAUGCUAUCUCUUUCACUGCGUCUUUCAGAGAUGCAAGUUUCAUUCAUUUAUCAUGCGUAUACAGCCUCAAAUUCAUUAAAUGAGCUGCAGAUAAUUAAUCUUGCUUCGUUUACAUACAUUAGCCCGGCGCGGCGGUCAUCCAUUUGCGAUCCGAUUUUUGAUCCACAAAAAAUAUAAUAGCAUUUUAUAAGAAUAUCACAACCUAUAAAAAUCUUACCAAUCGAAGUUCCGAAUAGUGGUAUGAAUACUAAAAUAAAAUCCAGUUUUAUUGCGAGCCCCCCCCCCCCCCCUGUAAGAGUGCAAUUAGACUCAUUGUCAAAUCAAAGUGACGUCAUAGCGAUCUUGUCAUCGGUUGUGGAUUGAAGCCGCUUUGGACUUCACGAGUCUAAACUUCACAUAGAAGUGUGAUUUUUCGUAUUGAAUGCAAAUGCGACUUGUUCGAAAUCGGGUCACAGUCGUGGCUCAGAUCCAUCCAUGUCAUUAGGGAGUUUUCGCAGACACUUUCGAUAAGGUCAUGGGCGGAAAUCCCAGGGGGGACGUGUCCCCCCUACCAAAAAUAGUAGGGGGACACAAUAUCAAAUGUCCCCCCUACUAUUUUUGGUCUUUUAUGAUGAAGAAAAAUGCAUCAUUCACAUUCGAAAUAAUACAUGUAUUUUGGACUAAAUGACCUUACAUUUUGGGUGAAAACCUUUGUUUUUUUUUGCUUGUCAAAUUUUCCAGAGUGAAUAAAAUAAGAUGAGGGGAAAACUUGGAAAAUAAAAAGAAUCUUUCAUGUCACUAUAUAAAAUUUUCGCUCGCGCUUCGCGCUCGCAUCGCCUGUUAGGUGAUUUUUCAAUAUGGAGCUUAAAUAUCAAGUUUGGAAGUCAAUAUACAUUAUACAUUUCACCUCGGAAAUCGAACUUUCAUUAUUUUGUGUGAUUUACAAACGGAUUUUUAAAAAAGUGAUCUGUAAAAGUUACAGCUUUAUGGUCAGAAUAUUGACAUUUUCUACUCGCACUAAGCGCUCGCAAAAUUCGAUUUAUUCAGUACCUAUUAUGUUUGUGUAUUCCAUUAAGUUUGAAAAUAUCCCUUUUCAAGUCUGAUUGUCAAAACGUAGCAGAUAGUGCUACUCGUAUUUUGAUUGGCGAUUUAUGUAUGUCUCAAUAUUGAUUUUCAUGACAGUUUAUCAAAGAUUUUAGCUCGCGAUUUGCGCUCGCAUUGAUGGUUAAAACUAUUUUAACUAAUGCAUUCUAUUCCUAAUUACAAAAGUGCUUGAAACGUCCAGUUUUCAGGCCAUAAUAUCAUCAGAUUUAUCGCCCACAUUAUGCAUUAAUAAAUAAGAUAUCAAUUUAAUGAUUAAAUUGUCCCUUUUGUUUCAUCUCGCGCUUAGUAAAAGGAAUAGGAAGAUAGUCAUCAUUUUCAUAUGACUUGUCCUAAGGAUGUCCCGGUCCUAUGUAAAAACUCAAAUAAUGAAAAAUAUCAGCUCUUUAUUAAGUGUGAUCCAUAUCCACCUCACAAUUUUCCUACAAAGUGCUUGAAAUAUAUAGCUGAAAUUGACUCUCUUUUUCAGAUCGGAAUAUCAAAUAGUUUAAGCUCGCGCUUCGCGCUCGCUGAUAGAUGUGUAAAAUGCCGAGAUUCUAGGUCUGAAUCUGAAACACGCUCAUGUUUAUUCAGAUAUUCAAUUUGUUCUCUAUUUAAAUCAUUAUCCAGUUUCAGAUCACAAUAUCAAAAAUUUUCUGCUCGCGCUUUGUGCUCGCAUUAUUAAUGUAGAAAGAUCCCCUAUUACUCAUCCUUUUUAUGAUUUACAAAACAUGAGUAGAGUGUCCCGUUUUUAGGUCUAAAUCUCGAAUUUUUCUGCUCACGCUUCGCUUACAUCAAUUGUUUAGUUAUAUAGCUACCCUGUUCACGAUUACAAAAGUUGAUUAAAAUUUUCGAUUCUUUUUGAAAAAAUGUCAAAAAUUUUAAGCUCGCGAUUCGCGCUAGCGUUGAUUGUUGAAAUAUGUAACGUCUUCAUGGCUAAGUGCAAGCAGUCCUUAACAAGUACCUUUUCGAUCAAUUCAAAUUAAACGUAUAUGAACAUUUACUGGCUGCAUUUUGCACUCGCUUUAUUAAUGUAGGGACCGGGUGUAAGAAAGACCCCCACUUACUCAUCCUUGUCAUGAUUUACAAAACAUGAAUAGUUCUUAGGUCUAAAUCUCAAAACUUUCCGCUCGCGCUUCGCGUUCGCAUCAAUUGUUUAGUUAUAUACCUAUUAUAUGUUUAAGUUACAAAAAGUGCUUAGAAUUUCCAGUCUUUAGGUAAUAAUUUCAAAAAAUUUCAGCUCGCGCUUCGCGCUCGCAUUGUUUGAUUGUUGAAAUAUGUAACGUCUUCAUGGCUAAUUGCAAGCAGUCUUUAACAGGUAGGCUACCUUUUCCAUCAGAUAACCUCUGCUCGCACUUCGCGGUCGUAGUAAAUAUUUAGUUGUAUAUACAUCUUUUUCAGGAUAACAAACAUCGCCCAGAAUGUUCAAAUUGUAGGGAAAAAAUACAUAAAUUUUGCUCGCGCUUCGCGCUCGCAUUAUAUAAAUAAGGAUAAUGAUUUCAUAUAUUUAUGUUGAUUUAUAAGAAUAAAGCUAAAAAGUGACCAUGAGGACUACUCCUUCAAUGAAACAGACAACAAUUACCUUCGAGCGGCCGAUCGGGGAUUAACAUAUGGCUGAAAAUGUUUUCUCCCCCCCCCCCCUAUUGGCGAAGGCUGGAUCAGCCCCUGUUGUCCCCCCUACCUGUUUCGGGACAGAUUUCCGCCCAUGUAUAAGGUAGAGAAUCUUUUAUAGCAAUGUCGUCCUGGACUCUGGACAAAAGACAUAUUUGCAAUUUUUCUUCUGGUCCGAAUCUUCAGACGAUCUGCUGUCCCUGUUCCCCAACUUUUGACAAAAAACCUCUCAGCUGUUCAUUGUGAUUCGACUUGCAUUUUCAAAAGAAUUGGUGCGUUGUAGAUAGCGUCUGCGAAAUGAUAGCGAAAACUUACUUUUAUAGUGAUACGUCCUCUUUUAUUCAUGCACAAUCAUCUUUGUACACAUUUUUUUUUCUUGUAUUGAGUAUUGUGUAUAUAUAGCUAUUGUUAACAUGCUAAAUGUAUUUCUUUGUCAAAGCAAAAUCAAUUGUCUGCCUUUAAUCACCUCGUGUUGUCAUAUUUCUAACCACUUUUUCCCUAGUCAAUACAUUACCAAAUAAAUGGAAUGUAUCA